Messenger RNA from Nicotiana tabacum (common tobacco), 1224 nucleotides. Its product is annotated as B3 domain-containing protein At3g19184-like. Gene Ontology annotation, molecular function: DNA binding. The record is from RefSeq and is a predicted model, not a curated record. NCBI's taxonomy places the organism in Eukaryota, Viridiplantae, Streptophyta, Magnoliopsida, Solanales, Solanaceae.
AAAUUCAAAAAAUCCGAAGUGGAGCCAAAACAGAACAGAACAUUCUCCAUAUAUCGAGGAUAUAAACAGUCUUCUGUAGCUUGUUUGUACGAUCAUCUUCUUCUCCGCCCCUCUCCGAGCUUUCUCUCUCUUCUGUUUAUCUCUCCUUUAGGGUUUUCUUCAUCGUCGCCUUUUUGCUGUUUCCUUAAGAAAAAUGGUGGAAUCAAAGAAGAAGAUGUUAGCGUACGAAGAAAGUCGUUUGAAAAGAUUGGAAGAGAACAAGAAGAGAAUGGAAGAGCUCAAUCUCAACAAGCUCGUUCAAGCUGUUCGUACUGCUACCAGCCCUAAGCCAUCGCCCAUGAAGAAGGUGAAGCCGAGGGUUAAGCAGGAGAUAGAUCGCUCAGCUGUGAGAAGGUCCAAUCGCGUUGCGGAUAAGCCUCCUCCCAACUACAAAGAUGUCCCUAUUGAACCUUUGGGAAAGCCAAGGAGCUACAAGAGAAGAGAUUUGUUAAACCGGGUGUAUGCUGAUGAUGAAGAUAGGCAGUAUGCUAUAGAAAGAGCAGAGCAGUUACAAUCGGAGAUAGAUGCUGAUUUCCCUAGUUUUGUGAAACCUAUGCUCCAAUCACAUGUUACUGGUGGCUUUUGGCUGGGUCUGCCUGUUCAUUUUUGCAACACACAUCUCCCUAAACGUGAUGAAUUUGUCACCCUGAUCGACGAAAAUGAAGAUGAGUUUGUGACAAAAUACCUCGCAUUAAAGAGGGGGCUGAGUGGUGGAUGGAGGGGUUUCGCCAUUGAUCAUGAAUUAGUUGAUGGUGAUGCACUGGUUUUUCAGUUGAUUGAGCCAACAAAAUUUAAGGUUUACAUCAUAAGGGUUAAUCAAGCAGAAGAUUAGGAGACAGAAGACACGCAAAAUAUUUACUGAGAUUGGUGGAACGUGAAAUGAAAUCAAGGAACAAAAUGCAUUCCACCUGAUCGUAGCUUUUGGGACCAUCCUUCUGUCUUUGUAGAUGCCUAUUUAAGAACCUGGAAGUCUGGAACUAGCAUCAUUGUAAUUAUUUAAUAUAGUUCUAAUUACGGCAAAGACCUUCAGUGCCAAAACUCAACCUUGUGAUUGGUAUGGUGCAGCAGUUUUUUCAUCCUAGUUUACGGGAUAUUAGUCAUGUUUGUCUAGCAUUGCAACAACAAACCCAGUGUAGUCUCACACGUGUAGUCUGGUGUUUAUCUAGCACUGGUCUUUCAUUAGUU